AUGGCUCGGAAGAGCAAUAGAACAUCACCGGCAACAAACUUCCAGGUCUUCCUGAGCUUCAGAGGACCCGACACCCGCCAGGGAUUCACGGAUGUCCUUUACCAUGCUCUUGUAGAUGCCGGGAUUCGUGUAUUCAGAGACAAUGAGGAGAUCCGUAAAGGCGAGUAUAUCAGUGAAGAGAUCCUGAGAGCCAUCGAGGACUCCAGGAUCUUCGUCCCCAUCUUCUCCAGGACCUAUGCUUUCAGUAAGUGGUGCCUCAUUGAGCUCGCAAAAAUGGUGGAGUCCAAGGAGGGAUCGAGCUGCAGUAAAAGGAUCCUUCCCAUUUUCUAUGAUGUGAGCGUCGAUGAUGUCAAGCUUAAGACGGAGUUGUACACUGAAGCUCUAUCAAUACACAGGGAGAAGUUCAGUACCGACAUACUGCACCAGUGGGAGGAGGCUCUUCGAGAAGCUGGAAAAAUCACGGGAUGGGAACUGAAGGAUAAAGGUCAUGCAGAAUUUGCUAAGGAAUUCGUCAGGAAGGUAUCCGUGGAGUUGAAAGUGAAAAAAAAAUAUGUGACUGGGAGCCUAGUUGAGAGGAUUGAUGAGCAAGAUGCUCUUAUAAGCUUGUUGGAUCUAAAGUCCUCUCAUGAUGUUCGGUUGGUCUGGAUCCAUGGAAUGGGGGGUAUCGGUAAGACAACACUUGCCAAGGCUGUUUUCAACCGACUCUGUGAUCACUUCGACGGCUGCUGCUUCCUUCUAGACUGUUGGAUAAAUUUUUAA
Molecule: messenger RNA, 759 nt
Organism: Punica granatum (pomegranate)
Lineage: Eukaryota; Viridiplantae; Streptophyta; Magnoliopsida; Myrtales; Lythraceae
Source: RefSeq, a predicted model, not a curated record